Molecule: messenger RNA, 1840 nt
Organism: Sander lucioperca (pikeperch)
Lineage: Eukaryota; Metazoa; Chordata; Actinopteri; Perciformes; Percidae
Gene: sdr42e1
Product: short chain dehydrogenase/reductase family 42E, member 1
Exons: 3
Coding region: 242-1405 (387 amino acids)
Biological process (GO): steroid biosynthetic process
Molecular function (GO): 3-beta-hydroxy-Delta5-steroid dehydrogenase (NAD+) activity
Source: RefSeq, a predicted model, not a curated record
GAACUUAAAUAGUUCAGAGUAGGCUAGAGGCUGUGGAUUUAUCUUAACUACUGUUUGUGCAUGUCAAAACACACUAACGCUACUUUGUAGCAUAGUUAGGCAUGGCAUUCCGAUUACCCCUUACGGAAAAGUGUGGUAGGCAAUGUAAAAGCAUUCAGCUUAUUACAAAGGUAGUCCUACUAAAGUAUAAGAUCAUGCAGUGACGCCUAUACAGACUGCAGGUUAGAUUCGCCCUCCUGCAAUGGAAAAUGCAAUUACAGACACGUUUUUGAUAACUGGGGGAUGUGGCUAUUUUGGUUAUCGCCUGGCGUGCUCCCUGCUUAAAAACGGAGCCAAGAUCAUUCUGUUUGACACAGCCGCUCCAAAGCAAGAAGUGCCAGACGACAUUGUGUUUAUUAAAGGAGAUAUACGUGAGUAUGCACAAGUUGAGAAGGCCGUCACUGGUGUGGACUGUGUAUUCCACAUCGCCUCCUAUGGCAUGUCUGGCAGGGAGCAGCUGAACCGGCAUCUGAUUGAGGCGGUGAAUGUCCAAGGCACAAGGAACGUCCUCAAGGCUUGCGUUGAGCACGGAGUGUCCAGGCUGGUUUACACCAGCACCUUCAACGUGGUGUUCGGAGGCCAAGUGAUCGAGAAUGGGGAUGAAAGCCUCCCUUAUCUACCUCUCCAUCUUCACCCCGACCACUACUCCAGAACCAAGUCCCUGGCUGAGAUGGCAGUGCUAAAAGCUAACGGCACAGCACUAAAGGACGGUUCCGGGGUGCUUAGAAGCUGUGCAUUGCGUCCAGCGGGAAUCUACGGGCCUGGGGAGCAGAGGCACCUGCCCAGGGUAGUUAGCUACAUAGAGAAGGGGAUAUUCAGGUUUGUUUAUGGUGAACCCAGCAGCCUGGUGGAGUUUGUCCAUGUGGACAACCUGGUGUCGGCACAUGUGCUUGCAGCCAAGGCUCUGAUCUCAGAGAAGCAGCACCGCUCUGCUGGCCAGGCCUACUUUAUCUCAGAUGGCAGGCCUGUCAACAAUUUUGAAUUCUUUAGACCUCUGGUAGAGGGCUUGGGCUAUCCUUUCCCCAAACUGCGCCUUCCUAUCUCUCUCAUCUACUUUGUUGCCUUUCUCACAGAAAUGAUUCACUACCUCAUCGGGCCCUUCUAUAACUUCCAGCCACUGCUGACACGUACAGAGGUGUAUAAGACUGGCGUGACGCAUUACUUCAGCAUGGCAAAAGCUAAGGCUGAGCUCGGUUAUGAGCCCCAGGAGCACAACCUGGAUGAGGUUGUACAAUGGUUCAGAAGCAGAGGCCAUGGGAAAAAAACUCACUCCUCCUUCCUCAGUCAAUUAUUACUAGACAUCCUGUUAGUUUUUGCCUUUGUUGUGGUGGUUCUCUCUUUUCUUCCAUCUGUUGGCAGUGGAUGAGCAACUAAAGCAAAAAUAUAAUUUUGGCAUUUUCCAAAAUGCUAUACACCCUGUAUCAAAACUGGUUCAGAACUAGUUUUUUUUAAUGACAGCUGGGUCCAUGGAUUCACAAAAUCAGUCAGUACUGGCAGGUGCGUCAGACAUAAACACCUUUUUAUACUGUAACCCAUUACAUGUGAAAAUAAUCAUAUAUUCUUUGUACCUAAUGUCUUAGAUUACAUCAUAUGGCUGUUGUCACUGUCAGAGACUAUAUGUCAAAUGCUACCUCUUUUUCAGAACAGUUUUUAACAGAACAGAUUUUGAAAGAACAUCUCUGGGGAAAGAAAUAACAAUAACCUAAUACAGACAUUUUUAAAUGCUGUUUUUGUGGAACUGUAACGUAAGAUACCAAGGAAUGUUCUGAAAACUGUAAUGAAUAAAUCCUUAAAUGGCAAA